AUGGACCGAAAAUUCAUGGCUGUCGACGGAGGAGAUACCUUCACAAUGGGUAUUGAGGCUGAUAGUGGAAAGGUUUUUGGAUGGGGACGAGCAUUCUACGGCGAGCUGCUUGAUGGGUUUGCGGAAAAGGAUCAACCAUUGGUGAAAAUAAAGAUAAAAGAGCCAUGCAAUAAAGUUGUUUGCGGCUGUAAUCACGUGCUGGCGCUGGCUUGUUCGGGGUGCGUAUAUGCGUGGGGCUGGAAUAGAUCUGGUCAGGUUACAGCAGCUAAAUCGGAUGAAGUGGUGCAUACUCCAACAAAAGUUCAGUUUUUUCUUCAUGCCGUAUAUAUUGUCGAGGUGGCUGCAGGAGGGAUGCACUCACUCGCACUUGACUCAGAUGGUCGUGUUUGGGCAUGGGGAUGUAACGCGUACGGCCAGUUGGGUAUUGGCGUAAGGGAGAAGCAGCUGACUACUCCAGCGCUUGUUGAAAUGCCGGCAAAUGUACAAGCCCAAUCCAUCGCAGCAGGGUGGGCUCAUAAUGCGAUAAUCUCGACGUCAGGGGAGGUGUUUACCUUUGGCUGGGGUCUGUACAAUCAGCUCGGUCACGGCUCCACGCACAAUGAGCUUCAGCCGCUUGCUGUCGAAGCCCUUAGGGGUCUCGACAGCGACAUUGCCCAAGUAGCUUGUGGCACCUGGCACACAGCGGCACUGACAGCGUCUGGAGAUCUGUACACUUGGGGAUGGAAAAGAGACGGUCAGCUGGGCCCAAGAGAUCCUCUCACACCGCAAGUUCUUCCUAGCGUUGUGAACAUAUUGUCUGGCUCAUCGACGAAUAACAACGAUGAUGACAUAACAGCCAUAGCCUGUGGUAAUCGAUGUACCGUUGCGCUGUGCAAAAACGGACUUGUUCACUAUUGGGGUCCAAGGUCAGCGAUCCCCGCAUGUCAGGAUUCACGGACUUUACUACUUCAGGGGUGGCCACAUUCAAUUACUAGUCGAACGAUUAGGCUAGCGGCUAGCUCCUCGAACGUUAUUCUGCUUUUAGAGCAUCAAGAUCAAGAUCCAGAAGACUGA
This is a messenger RNA of Plasmopara halstedii, 1053 nucleotides long. Its product is annotated as FOG: RCC1 domain. The transcript is spliced from 3 exons. The record is from RefSeq and is a predicted model, not a curated record. The coding region runs from base 1 to 1053 and encodes 350 amino acids. NCBI's taxonomy places the organism in Eukaryota, Oomycota, Peronosporomycetes, Peronosporales, Peronosporaceae.